Dibothriocephalus latus is the source of this 642-nucleotide messenger RNA. NCBI's taxonomy places the organism in Eukaryota, Metazoa, Platyhelminthes, Cestoda, Diphyllobothriidea, Diphyllobothriidae. The record is from the annotation of a GenBank genome assembly.
AUGAUGUUCUUCAUUUUGAGUCUUAUCUGGUUCUUGCCGUUUGCGGCGAGAGCCCAGGAGGAAUUGAACACGAAUGUCAUUACCUCAAAGGAAACAAAGUAUACUUGGGUUAGCGUCCGUCUUCCUCACGCCCCAGACUCCUAUAUUCUCGAUUCCGAGAAUUACUACUUUGUGAAUGACUUCUGCUACAGCAAAAACGACUGGAACAAAUUCAUGCAGUGCAAACUAGAACCAAAUGGCACUGAAUAUAUUGCAAAACUGUUAGUCCAUGAGCCCGCAAAGCACAUCAGACUCAGCUGGAGUAUGCCCGAAUUCAAGAAUCAAGCCAAGAUGUCCUACAUCACGCAAUUCUUCAUGCCUAACAACGAGUGGAAGCAAAGGGAUAAAUACUGUCUGCAGCCCCAAUACUCCACCCCACUGAUCCGCCCAGAUAUAAAGGAGGAUUUUGUGGAAAUCAAGUGCGCCAUCUACCUACCGUCCUGUUACUUUAGCAGAAAUGUGAGUUCCGUCAUGUUUGUUAAUUUCAAGCCCAAAGUGCUUAAUCCUACUACAUUCGAUCCCUAUCUCCCUAAAAUUGACAAACUUCGCAUCAGAACCAUCUUCUCCAUUAACAACUUCAAUUUUUACCACGACUUUGCCUGA